AGCGACCUGAGACUCAGCUCCCACCCACACACAACAUGUGACCCGAGUCUCUCCUCUAGCAGUGAUGCCUGCCUUCAGCCCCCCUGCACCUCUGCUGUGUGUCCUGCUGUGUGUGUCAGUGGCUCUGCAGCGUUCUGACCUCCGCCUGGCCUACGUGACCCACAACAGCUUUUUCUACUACUCCUGCAGCCAGAAUCCACAACCCUGCAGCAUUGCAUCACUAACAGACUGCAGAUGCAAAGACAUCCAGCUUGCCAUGUUGCACCGCCCCCAGUCACACUCGUCUCCUGUUUUCCGGAUGAGGCGUUUAACAGUUUGGUACACAUCGCCUUCAAACACUGCACGUCUGCUCAACAACUCUGAGGUGAGGCAUCUCACCCUGGUCCACUGUGGUCCUGGGGGGUCCAGAGAGACAACAUCGCACGGAUCAGUUCCCCAGGAAGGACAUUUUGCUGUGCAACACCUGGAGAGGCUGACAGUGGUGAACCUGCCACAGAGGCUGGCUCCAGAUGCAAAUUGGGCCAAAAACACAGACUCAAAUACUGACCCACAGAGAGAUUAUGGUCCUCACUUAGACACAAAUAGAUACAACAGAGACAGAGAAACAAACCUGGACCUGAUUGAAGACACAUACAGAAAUUCAGAAGCCCCAUCCUUAGAUUGGUCCUCACCCCAGAUCCAAGACAUCUUCCUGGGCAGGGAGCUCGGAGCAGCGUAUCACGAACAGGCAAGACUAGGAAUAAUCCACAACUCUGUACUGGAGUGGGAAGCAUCUCUCAAAGUCUACACAGUCCAAACACAUAUAGACAGCGACGGAGUCCUGCCCUUUCCUGACCUCCACCUGCCCAAGUUACCAGAGACAUCCGUCAUAUAUGUCAGCUUUGUGUAUUGACACAAAGUGACUUUUUGUGCUGUACAGAAGGGACCAGAAGGAGAAAGAUGCUCCAAGAUACCUAACUUUUGGUUAAAGAAUAAUCCUUUCAUCCUUUUAAUAUGUUAUGUAAAACAGUCAUUAGUUUUUAGAUUAUGUUACCAGUGAAGUUACAUUCCUGUGUGUAUUUCUACGAGCUCACAUUUGGGAGGAAAAACAAAUCUUUUUAAUACAGUACAAAGCAAAAGUUUGAGGACCUUUUGAGAAUUUGGAAUUAAAGUCUUAAGUUCACUAUUGGAAAGGUACAGUACGAUACGACACGACACGAGACGAUACGAUAAGAUACGAUACGAUACGAUACGAUACGAUACGAUACGAUGCGAUACGAUACGAUACGACACGGUACAAUAUGGCUUGGUAACAAGUCUGAGUAUGAUCUUGUUGUGAACUACUGAAAGGAGUGUGCCUCGGGUUGGGAAAUAGUCAAAUUCUGAUUUGAUUAUACAUUUUAGUUUUGUGUUUCACAGAUAGGCUGCUGAACAAGGCUGCACUACUAUACAGCAUGACACUCUGAAUAACUCAUUUGAAAAAGAGAAAAAUAAUCUGGCUACCGGCUCCAAAAGAUCAAAGGCUAUGAAGAAAGUCAAUGAGCUGCUGUAUCUUCUUACAAAUAAAUCCUAUAUGAGGAUUAACUAUAACUAUACUAUAACUAUAAAACC
Scomber scombrus (Atlantic mackerel) is the source of this 1590-nucleotide messenger RNA. RefSeq lists its product as uncharacterized. Bases 65 to 892 code for a protein of 275 amino acids. The transcript has 2 exons. The record is from RefSeq and is a predicted model, not a curated record. NCBI's taxonomy places the organism in Eukaryota, Metazoa, Chordata, Actinopteri, Scombriformes, Scombridae.